AUGGCGGCCACAAAUGUACAGGAUGAGUUUAGCGAGGUGGAUAACGCUUUAGCGCCCCCAAAUGGCGCUGGUAAUGAAAUGCAGGCUGUUGGUCAAGAAGACGACAACAUGCAUGGUCAGUUGGAGGAAUUUUUAGGUCCACAGGCAGAAUUCAACGAGGAAGAGGAAGAGAAAAAAUAUUACAGGAGGAAGCGAUUUGGAGUCAUUAAGAAUGUGGUGGCAGCCAGUACUGGAGCCAUGAUUCUGUACAGCGUAUACAUGGGGUUACUGCAAAUGCAGCUUAUCCUUCAUUAUGAUAUGACGUAUCGUGAAGUAAAGUACAGCAACCUCGGUCUUCAGGACAUUGAUCGGAAGAUGCUGAGGGGGAUCAAUGUAACACCCAUAUUAGGCCUUCUUUACACCCCCAUUUUCAUCAGAUUUCUAGGAACAAAGUGGAUGAUGUUUUUGGCUUCAGGGGUCUAUGCAUUUUUUGUCUCUACCAAUUACUGGGAGCGUUACUACACCUUGGUUCCAUCUGCUGUUGCUAUCGGUGUGGCCAUUGUGCCACUGUGGGCCUCCCUUGGAAAUUAUAUCACAAGGAUGGCACAGCAAUAUUACGAAUACGUCAACUAUAAGGAAGAGCAUGUACAGGAGCAGAAGAAGAUUCCAAAAGGAGCAUGCCACAAAUACAUUAUCGUCUUCCAGUCAAUCUUCAAUAUCAUCUUCAAUCUGAGCUUCAUCUUUGCCCAGUUACCCAUGCGUCUCAUUCUCAAUGGCUACAUCCAAGACCCCAGUCAUGUUCUCUCGAAAGUCAACAAGUGUGGUGCUGUAAUCAGUGGCGUGAUUCCGGGAUUCAACACCACUGUGUUGAAAAGUCUACCACAGUCAAUGAAGCUGAUCAUCGUUGAGAGUAUCUUCAUGGGCUUCGCAUUCCUUUCCAUGAUUAUUUUCCUUGUGCUGUGUGGCGCCGCAUACAGUCCAACAGAGGAGAUCGACCUCCGCAGUAUUGGCUUUGGAAAUAUUUUCCAGCUUCCUUUCAAACACUUUAGAGACUACCGCCUACGUCUUCUCUGCCCUUUCUUCAUCUACAGUGGAUUGGAAGUUCUCUUCGCCGUCACCGGACUCACCUUGUCCUAUGGCGUAUGUACUUUGGGUCUAAAUAAACUUUGGCUCUUGAUUGUGGUCUAUGGGCUCUCCACCUCGUGCUUCUCUUUCCUGGCCUUCUUGCUCCUCCGUCUUCCGCGGUGGGUGUGCCUAUUAGGAGGAGCUGCUGUGCAUUUAGUGCUACUGGUGGUACUCAUGGUGUUUUCACCAACCCCACGAGAUCAGCGUUAUCAGGCCCCUCUUCUAGUGAUUUCUAUGCUUUGGGGACUUGGUACAGCCCUGAACAAGACUGGAGUGAGCACUGUGCUUGGUAUUUUAUAUGCUGAGGAGAAAGAACGUCUGGACUUCGUCUACACAAUCUAUCACUGGUUGCAAGCCAUUGCAAUCUUUGUAGUUUACCUUUGGUCAGAUUUGCCAAUGAGGGCUAAACUUGCCAUCCUGUUAGUGACUUUACUGCUAGCAUGCUAUUGCUACUGGGUGAUGGAACACCGCCUGGCCAAGAAUGUACAUCGUAGAUUGCCCCGUAUCCCACGUCCAAGGCACAAGGUCAAAGGUUAUCGCUAUUUGGAAGACGGCAACUCAGAUGAGUCAGACUCUGAGAAAAGCGAGGAGGAUGACGAAAACAAUGCUGAGGACAUAGAGGCAGAGGAGCUGGUGAAUGAGUUUGGAGCCGAGAACAUGGAGGCCGAACGCCAGGACGAUGGUGAUCUGGGAGCUGACUCACUCAGGGCCAGGAGGAAGAGGGCAGAAAAUCACCAGCAAAGGGAGGAGGAUAUCCAUGCAAUUGAGGGCCAGAGGGGAUGA
This is a messenger RNA of Nerophis lumbriciformis (worm pipefish), 1887 nucleotides long. The record is from RefSeq and is a predicted model, not a curated record. Lineage: Eukaryota; Metazoa; Chordata; Actinopteri; Syngnathiformes; Syngnathidae.